Messenger RNA from Grus americana (Whooping crane), 474 nucleotides. RefSeq names its product feather keratin Cos2-3-like. Lineage: Eukaryota; Metazoa; Chordata; Aves; Gruiformes; Gruidae. Gene Ontology annotation, molecular function: structural constituent of cytoskeleton. The transcript has 2 exons. Bases 10 to 474 code for a protein of 154 amino acids. The record is from RefSeq and is a predicted model, not a curated record. Gene Ontology annotation, cellular component: intermediate filament.
GCAUUCAAGAUGAGCUUGUCAGAAAAUAAUCACCUCUACAAGGGAUGCCUCUGGCAGCAAAGGUCCAUGAUAAAAGCCAGCCCAACUCCUCACUUCCUCAGCCACUUCUCUUGCCUCCUUCUCCUUGGGAACCAGGUGAGUGAACCUCUGCCCCAAGACAUGUCCUGCUACGACCAGUGCCAGCCCUGCCUGCCCUGCCAGCCCUGUGGCCCGACCCCGCUGGCCAACAGCUGCAAUGAGCCUUGUGUCAGGCAGUGCCAGAACUCCAACGUCGUCAUCCAGCCCUCCCCCGUGGUGGUGACCCUGCCCGGCCCCAUCCUCAGCUCCUUCCCACAGAACACCGUUGUGGGCUCGUCCACCUCCGCUGCCAUUGGCAGCAUCCUCAGCUGUGAUGGAGUGCCCAUCACCUCUGGGUGCUGUGACCUCUCCUGUAUCACCAGCCGCUACUGUGGCUGUAGAUGUCCGCCCUGCUAA